AUGUUACCAACUGAGUCAAAGAAGGCCUUGUCUUUCAAAAGGUAUAUUGAAGAUGGCGACUUGGUUAUCGUAUACGAAAGACACGAUGUGAUGAAACCGGUUGUUGUAAGCAAAAACGGUGUGCUUCAGAACCGUUUUGGAGUGUAUAAACACUCGGAUUGGAUUGGGAAGCCAUUAGGGACGAAAGUAUUCAGCAACAAGGGUAAAUUUGUAUACCUGUUGGCUCCUACUCCUGAGCUAUGGACACUGGUUUUAAGCCACAGGACUCAGAUUCUUUACAUUGCGGAUAUUAGCUUUGUGGUAAUGUAUCUAGAAGUCGUGCCUGGCUGUGUUGUUCUUGAGUCAGGCACAGGAAGUGGUUCGCUUUCGACUACACUUGCUCGAGCUGUGGCUCCAACUGGACAUGUGUAUUCAUUUGAUUUCCACGAGCAACGAGCUGAAUCUGCAAGGGAAGAUUUUGAGAAGACGGGUAUUAGCAGUUUAGUAACUGUGGAGGUUAGAGACAUUCAAGGACAAGGGUUUCCUGAGAAACUAUCGGGUUUAGCUGAUUCGGUGUUUCUAGACCUUCCACAGCCUUGGCUCGCUGUUCCUUCUGCAGCAAAGAUGUUAAAGCAUGAUGGAGUUCUAUGCUCUUUCUCACCUUGCAUUGAGCAAGUCCAACGGACUUGUGAAGUCCUCAGAUCAGAUUUCAUAGAGAUAAGAACAUUUGAGGUGCUUCUAAGAACAUAUGAAGUGAAGGAAGUGAAAGUGGAUACUAGCAGUAUGGUCGGUGAGAGCCACGACGAGGACAAUGGAGGAUCGAGACCUUGCAAGAGAAAACACCGUUCAAAUGAAGAAGGCAACAUUUCACAGGACAACGACUCUUCUACAACUACUUCUGUCGUCAUGGCUCGGCCUUGUAGCGAGGCUAGAGGUCACACCGGUUACUUAACGUUCGCAAGACUCCAAUGUCUAUCUUAG
Messenger RNA from Arabis nemorensis, 960 nucleotides. The record is from the annotation of a GenBank genome assembly. NCBI's taxonomy places the organism in Eukaryota, Viridiplantae, Streptophyta, Magnoliopsida, Brassicales, Brassicaceae.